Molecule: messenger RNA, 7619 nt
Organism: Hemiscyllium ocellatum (epaulette shark)
Lineage: Eukaryota; Metazoa; Chordata; Chondrichthyes; Orectolobiformes; Hemiscylliidae
Product: thiamine transporter 1-like
Exons: 6
Coding region: 75-1556 (493 amino acids)
Biological process (GO): transmembrane transport; vitamin transport
Cellular component (GO): plasma membrane
Molecular function (GO): vitamin transmembrane transporter activity
Source: RefSeq, a predicted model, not a curated record
GUUGGGUUGGAACCUGGAGCCGGAGCGCGUGAGUGGACAGAACCGGCAGUUGUAAGUGCUGGCGGCGCGUGGCUAUGGAGGGUACCGGCAGCAAUUGGCUUUACCCCACCACACUGCUGUGUGUCUGCGGCUUCUUCUCCAAUGUCCGGCCCUCUGAACCUUUCCUCACCCCUUACCUGAUGGGACCUGACAAAAACCUGACGGAGCAGCAGGUGAAUGAGAUUUUUCCAGUUUGGACUUACUCCUACCUCGUGCUUUUGUUUCCCAUCUUUCUGGCUACUGAUUACCUCCGAUACAAGCCCAUCAUCGUUUUACAAGGUGUAGCUUUGAUCGCUACCUGGUUGAUGCUGUUGUAUGCUCAAGGACUACUGGCAAUGAAGUUUCUCGAAUUCUUCUAUGGAAUGGUAACUGCAUCAGAGGUGGCUUAUUACUCCUAUAUCUACUCUGUAGUGGACUUUAACAUGUACCAAAAAGUAACUGGAUACUGUCGCUGUGCUACUUUGGUAGGGUACACAGUAGGAUCGAUUACCGGACAAAUCCUGGUCUCGUUUGCUGAGGUGUCCCUCUUCCACCUCAAUGUUAUUUCUUUGGUCUGUGUAGCAAUUAGUUUUGCUACAUCAGUGUUUCUCCCAAUGCCACAGAAGAGCAUGUUCUUUCACAGAGUGAAAGCAGACUAUAAUGGAUUCAAAAUCAAACAUGACGGCUCAAUGUCAGAAGAAGAACUUGAAUCAGCAUCAACGACGCCACUAAACCAUGGCCUUGAUAAUGCUAACAGCAUGUUAAAUGACCAUCUGCCAGAACCAAUGGAUAGCAGCUCAUACACCAAUGAAAUUAUGAAUAAAAAGCCUUUCAAAAGAAUAUGCAUUGUUCUUGUAAUGUUAUGGAAGACUUUUCUGCAGUGUUAUUCUUCCUGGCCACUACUCUGCUGGUCAGCAUGGUGGGCAUUAUCAACUUGUGGCUACUUUCAAAUAGUGAAUUAUAUUCAAGUCUUGUGGGAGCGAAUACGUCCUUUCCAGAGUUCCCAGAUUUACAAUGGAAUAGUGGAAGCAGCAUCUGCACUUUUGGGUGCUGUGGCAGCAUUUGUUGUUGGUUAUGUCAAAAUAUCGUCCAUCUGGAGUGAAGUUGCACUCUUGGUCUUUUCUCUUGUUGUUGCUGUUUCAGUGUUCCUGAUGGACACGCUCCAAAACAUCUGGGUGUGCUACAUCUGUUAUAUUGUUUUCAGAAUUAUUUACAUGAUGCUUAUUACUGUAGCAACAUUUAAGAUUGCUGCAAAUCUCAGUGUGGAACUGUAUGCUUUGGUGUUUGGUGUGAAUACAUUUGUCGCCUUAGUUCUUCAGACACUGUUGACUUUGAUUGUGGUGGAAUCUAGUCUGCUGAAUUUGGACAUAUUUGGACAGUUUCUGGCAUAUUCAGUUUACUUUGGUAUAGUUGCUGUGUUGUUCCUGAUCUUUGGUGUAUGUAACAUUGUGAAGAAAUACAGAGAAAAGCCAAGACCACAUGAAAACGUCUCUGGUUGUUUGGACUGCAGGAACGAAGUGACAUCAAAGAUAUCUUGAGCAGGCAUCAUUGAAUCAUACAAUGCCUACAGCAUGGAAGCAGGCCAUUUGGCCUAUUGAGUCACACCAAUCCUCCGAAGAGUGUACUACCUAGACACCGCUCUCCCACCCACUUUAACCCUGUAACCCCAAAUUUCCCAAUCCAACUCACCUGGCCUGCACAUUGCUCAACACCAUGGGCAAUUUAGCAUAGCCACUCUACUUAACCUGCACCUCUUUGGAAAUCAUGCUUGUAAUAAGACUAACUAAAGACCCAUUUUGAAAUGGGCCGUUUCAUAUUUGUACAGUUACAUGAUAUGAUUCAGUUCCUACAUUAACUGGAGUCAAACGAUUUGUUUAUUUUUGCACUAGAUCAUUAAUCAGAGAAAAGCAAUAUACUGUAGAUGCUAGAAAAUAAUCAAGAAAGGCUGGAGAAACUAUGAACAAACACAAAUUACUGGAAAAACUCAGUUGGUCUGGCAGCAUCUGUGGUGAGAAAGUAGAGUUAACUUUUUGGUCAAGUGACCCUCCUUCAGAACUGAUUGAAGCUAGAAAUAAAUUGACAUAUGCUGAUAUUGGAGUGGCGGAGAUGGAGGGGAAAAAGCUUAGAUGGAGAAGGAGCUCAGAGAGAGGGAGACAGACAAAGGAAUGGGUAAUGGUCAGCUUAGGAGAAACACAUGCUCAUCAGGACCAUUUAGUAGCUGACAAUGGAUUGGCCGUUGGGGUAAGAAUAUGGAGAAUAUACUCAAGCCCUAAAAUUAUUAAUCUCAAUAUUGAGUCCAGAAGACCAGGUCCACCAAUGUACAAUAAGGUGCUUUUCUUCCAGAUUCCACUGAGCAUCUCUGGAGCACUCAGCAAGCCUGAGACAAAGAUGUUGGCCAGAGAGCAGAGUAGUGUGUUGAAAUAACAGGCAACCAGAAGCUCAGGGUCAUUUUUGUGGAUAGAACAUAGGUGUUCUGCAAAGUGGUUGCCCAGUCUGCAUUUCAUCUCCUCCAUGUAGAAGAGAACACAUUGUGAGCAGCAAAUACAGUAGACUUGACUGAAUGAAGUGUAAGUAAAUUGCUCUUUCACCUGGAAGGUGAGUCUGGGUCCAUGGGAGGAAGUAAACAGGCAGGCAUUGAAACUUCUACAAGUGCAGGAGGAGUGGACCAAGGUCUCCCAGAGGGAAUGGUUCCUGCAGAAAGCUGAUUAAGGUAGGGUAAAUGAAUGUGGGUCUACUGAUGGCAUCAGGCUAGCGGUGGCGGAAAUGAAGGCUAAUGAUUUUUUGGAUGUGUAUGCUCUUUGGAUGUUCCUGUGGGAAGAAAGCGAGGGGGUGAGGGUAGAAAUGCAGGAGAUGGAUCGGACACGACUGAGGGUCCUGUCAAUCACAUUGAUGGGGAAUCCUCAGUUGAAGAAGGUGAACAUUUUGAUGCCAAAGUUGGCACCAUUGGGAUAGAAGAACUAGGAGAGUGGAAUGAGUCUUUACCGGAAGCAGAGUGUGAGGAGAUAUCAUUAAGGUAACUGUGGGAGUUGAUGACUUUCUAAUGGAAAUUGUCAGCUUAUCCCAGAUUGGAAACUGAUGUCAAAGAAGGGAAGGGAGGAGUCAGAAAUCGAUCCGGUGAAGGGGAGUGAGAUGGAAGUGAAAUUCAUUCAGUUUUCCAAUUCCGUGAAGAGAGGGAAGCAGCACUGAUUAUGUCAUCAAUACACUGGAGAAAGAGUUGCAGGUGAGAGCUGGAAUAGAAUUGGAACAAGGAAUGUUCCACCUAACUCACAAAGAGAUAGGCACAAUUGGGGCCCAUGCAGGUACCCAUGGCCACACUUUUGAUUUGAAGCAAGUUGGACAGGUUAAAGGAGAGGUUAUUCAAAAUGAGGACAAGCUCGAUUGGACGGAGGAGGGUAAUGCUGGUUGGGGAUGGUUCAGGCUUUUUUUUCCAGGAAGAAGCAGAGACCCUCUUGAUGGGGGAUGGACAUGCAAAGUAUUUGCAUGUCCAUAGUGAAAAGGAUGUGGCUGGAGCCUGUGAACUGGAAAUUCUGAAAUCGACUUAAGCAUGAGAAGAAUUGCAGAUGCAUAUGGGAAGGGACUGGAUGGGGGAGAAAAAUUGGAGUCAAGGUAGGAAGAGAUGAGUUCUGAGUGGCAGGUGCAGGUAGAAAUGAUAGGUCUGUCCAGGCAGUCAUCUUUGUGGCUUUAGAGUAAGAGUUGGAAGCCGACUGCAGAGUUGGGGUUUGUGAGCUUGGAGGCUUUCAGUGGGGUAUGGGGAGAAGAUCACCAAGAGGAAAUGAGAUUAAUGUCUAUUGUGGACAUAGUAGCCUGGUGUUCAGUGGUGGGGUCAUGGUCCAGGGAAAGCUAGGAGGAGAUAUGAGAACUGGUGCUUAGUCUUUUAUAAUGCAGAGGUCAAUCUACCAGACAAUAAUAGCACCACCAUAGUCAUAAGGCUUGAUUACAAAGUCAGGGUUGGAUUUGAGAGCACUGUGUGGUCAGUUCAGGGGGAUAUAGGUUGAAUGGAUAAGUUGGGUGUGGUGGGGUGGUGGCAGACAAAUUUAAGCAACCAAGGUCACUUCAACAGUUCAUAACAAACAGGCUGAGUGUUGGUAAAAUGCUGGAGGGAGAGUCUUGGUGGUGGACAAAGGGGUCUAUGAGACAGGGAGAAAACUCUUGUGCAUAGAAAUGGGGUGGAGGCAAAGGCAACAGAAGAACACUGUGGAGUGCAAUAUCUGAAGAAAAAUAUUGGUUUCAAUGUUAACUCUGUUUCUCUUUCCACUGAUACUAACAGACCCAUUCAAUUUUUCCAGUUGUAAAAAAAAUUUUGUUGUCAUUAACCAGAGAUUUCUAGACACGGCUCAUGUUCCUGAACUUUAAUUUCACCAGAAUUACAGCAGACGGUUUGUUUCUGCCCAAGCAGAGCUUCUGCUGAAAUUGGAAGUUUUGAUGACAGAGCGGGGACUGUUUGUUUCCUGUCUGUCUCUGGAUAAAUUAAAAUCCAGGCUGCAGACAUUUAUGGAAACUUCAUUCUAAUUUUUCUGAUAAUUAAUCCCAAUUUAGGCACUUUCACCUCCUCCAUUAAAUCAGAUACUAAAUCUGAGUAAUAUUGUCUGGGGCCAACUGAUUUUCUUCUUGCACUCCACAUCCUUGAUAAAUUAUGAUUCCUCAUUAAUGUUCUUGUCAUAUUUUAAUUUUUCCCACUAAACCUGAUUUAAUUUUUCUCAAAUGACAAAAGGUAAGACUGGAUUACAUGUGUGCAUUUCAUGCUUUGUGUACUUAGAAGCAAAUAUGUGGCCAUUUUGGAAGUUACAAUCAUAAGGAUUAAAAGAUUGGUAUUCUCUGUACUAUUCCAAUUAUAUGUAUCAGUACACUGAUACUGAAUCCAAGACCAUUACAUUAAAAAACAAUGGAGGGAAAAAGCAUUAUAUUGAAGAACUCUGGCUAUAACCUAAGCAUCGAACUGCACUGAUGUUUUCACUUCAGCUGGUGAGUCCAACUAUUCAUAGCUACCAGCAUCUUAAUAAUGGAUAGCAAAUUUGUGUUAUCCUUUUAGCAUGUCUAUAGACAGAAAUUUUGUUUUGAUAUUUUGGAAACCAAUAUAUAUCUAUGGUAUGUGGUCGUAUGGAAAUAUAGUGGAACUAAAAUGCACACUCAAUAAAGAAGGACAACUGCAAAAUACCGAUAUCAGUAGCUUUAAUUUUAUUAGUGGUACAACAAUCUGCCUGGCUGUAGUAGUAUUGUACAAUAGAACAGGCAAGGCCCAAUAAAGAGACUUGUAAAAGAAGGAAGUGGGGCAUUGAAAUUAAUUUUAUAGUUCUUUGAAAGAGGGCUAUCAUAUUUGAACAUAACUGCAGUGACACCAUAAAACCUUAAAAUAAAUAACACUAACUAUUGAAGUGAAAUGAAGAAUUUUUCUCUCAAUUAGCCUUUUUUGUUAGCUUGUUACAAGUUAGUUUUAAGUACAGUUAGAAAAUAUUAUUGAUUUUAAUGCCAUGUGUAAUUUAAUUGAGAUUGUGACAAAUACAGAUAGUAGCGCACGUGAUGGAAUAUGCCUUAUGAUGAAGAGAUUGUCUGAGACUUGAAGAGUUGUGACGCACUCUCCUUUUUUAAUGUUGCUGUUUAUUAUUUAUACCAUUAAGUGUAAAUAUUAUACUGGUGAUGUUGUGUACCUUUUAUCAUUGUUUAGAAGCUUUGGAAUGAGUUGCCAGUCUUUCAGAAGUACUUUUCUUUUUUGAUUGAUUGUGGAAGGAAAAUUUAGAAAUGGGAGAAGACAAGAGUUUGACCUAUUUCUUGAUCAAGUAUCAACUAAACUAAACACUGUUCAGAGAUGAGCUAUUUUGAGCAAUCAUCGGAAAUCUGAAGGGCAAUUCCCCACAUUUUUCCCAAUAAAACUAAUCUAAUUAGUGGCAAAAUCAAUGAAGAAAGCAUAAUAUAAGAUUAGGUAAUCAUAUCACAUACAUGCAUCAGGGUUUUUUUGUUCUUGGAUCUUUCUGCCGUUUUGCUAGGUUUGUUGUUGGAUUGGUUUAUGUUAUAUGGCUAGGAAACUUGUAAUUUAUUUGCCAAUAUUUAACAGGUGCCUAGUUUGCAUUCUUGAGUUUAAUCUAAUAGGUAUUGGAUAGAUAUCUAAUUUAUAUUCAGGCUAAUUCUGACUUAAAAUGAGAUUGUAGAUCUCUCAGAAAACUCAGCUGAUGUACUCAAAAGCCAGUUAAUAAAGUAAAACUCUGUUGCAUAGUAACUGUCCCAAAUAUUCAUGGAACACUAUUGAUAAGGGUUCAUCUUGAAUUAAUUGUAAUUCAUAAAAGAAUAGAGACCUUCACAAGAUCAGGAUAAAAUUAAGAUUAUUUGCCACAAUGUGAAUUCCUUUAAAGAAUAAGCAGAUUCUGUCUUUCUCCAUGUGGAAAUGAAAAACUCUUUCUCUCCCAAAUCUGUGUGCAUCCAUGUGCUAUGAACAGAGAAAUGAAACUUAAUCAGCUUUGAGAAGGAUGUUUAAAAGAAACACAGUAUUAGGUUUAGGAGACCAAUAACACUCACCCUGGGGGUGGCUUGAUGGCUUAGUGGUUAGCACUGCUGUCUCUCUCAGUGCUAGGGAUCCAGGUUUGAUUCCACCCUCAGGUGACUGUCUGCGUGGGGUUUGCACAUGCUCACCAUGUCUGUGAGAGUUUCCGCCCACAGUCCAAAAAUGUUCAGGUUGGGCAGAUUCGGCAUGCUAAAUUGUCCAUAGUGUCCAGGAAUGGACAGGCUAGGUGGAUUAGAUGUGGGAAGUGAAGGGUUACUGGGAUUGGGUAGGAUGCAACUUGGAGGGUCAGUAUGGACUUGACAGGCCAUUCGACCUAUCUCCACGCAGUAGAGAUUCUAUAAUUCAGUGUUGACAGCUUUUCAAUUUGAAAGGAGUAUUCUGCUGCAAUUUAAAAAAAAAACUUAAUGAUAAGACAGUCAAACGGGUUUGUGAUAAGAGGUUCAUGUCACUCAUACAAGUUUAUGUAUUAACAUAAAAUAAAGUGCAGUGCAAUCUUUAGCCCAUACAGAAAUAUCUGCUUGAAUCGAAUUUGCUUUGUACUAAUGAAACCGAUGUGUAUCAAACAGUUAAAUUGUUUUGUGAUUGAACCUAUUGUUUGUCUUUCUUUUUGUAAAAUAAGUAGUAUCAUGAAAUUCUACCUUCUCCCUUUUGAGCAACAACGCAAAUUCUAUUUUGUACGGAGGAAAAGCAAGGAAUGUGAGAAUUAUUUAAUUAAAAGAUGGUGAGGUAUUGAUUGAAUUAAGAGAGCCAUGGGGUUACUACAUUAUAAGAUUGUGCAGGUAGAACAUGUUAUUUUAAAUUGAAAAGUUGUUGCACUUUGGGAGAGGUGCAAAUUUUGACAAUUUUAUUAAUUUUGUGUAAUGGUAUUUUGCGUUGCUUAAAUAUAUAUUAUCAAAUAAAUGGUAAAAGUUAACUAUACACAAGGUUUCAUCUGAUGUCAACUUUUAAAGAAUGCACAGUGCUUAAAAUGUUUAUUUACGUUUAACAAACUUAAUGCAGUUAUAAUGCUUAGAAAUUAUAGAAUUCUUGCUUUCUACCCCUGAGAUUUAUACUCGCGUUCAGUGGGCCAGUUGAAAUAUUUUGAAAUAUUUGUAUUUUUGUAGUUAAA